AUGGGGCCGACCAUCUCAACCCUCAAUUCUCUCCCACCCCUUCAGGAUCUCCUCCACCCAACCCCAGAAACAUACACCCAAAUCCUCAACAUCUGGCAAUACUUCGCCAGCUUCACAGUAGUCAUAUGGCUAACCACCUGGUUCCCGAUGGGCAAAACCUCCCUAAAAUCCUCCAUCUUCAACAUCCCCGGCCGCCUCGCCUGGACCGCCAUGGAGCUCAUCGCGCCCCUAAACCUCAUCUACGUGAUGAAAGCCCUCGUCGCAAAACUCAACACGGACCUCACGUCCCUGCCACUCCCGAAUCAGACCGUAGCCGCGCUGUAUCUCAUCCACUACGCUAAUCGCGCGGUCAUCUCUCCGCUGUUCGCGGCCCCGAGCAUGUCCCCCAUCCAUGCUUUCAUCGCCGUCUGCGGUCUGUCUUUCAACUGGAUUAAUUCGACCUGCCUUGCUGCAUGGUUGGUGGGAUACCAUGUCCCUGUGACCGGGUAUAGAGCAGAUGGGUCUGGUCCUGGUAUAGGUAAUAGCACCAGACCCGCGAUCUCAGAUUACCUCCCCUAUAUAGGAAUCGUCCUCUUCUUCGUCGGAAUGGCAGGAAACAUCAUCUCCGAGCGAACAUUCUUCCGACUCCGCCGCGAAGAAGCAGACAAGCUGCACAACACCCAGAAAGAUCACUCAAAGAAUCCCGGAACCAAGAACAAGUACUCCAAAGUCUACGUCAUCCCGCCCGCAAAGGGCCUUUUCCGGUACAUCCUCUACCCGCAUUACGUCUUUGAAUGGCUCGAGUGGACGGGCUUCGUUCUCGUGGGAACGGCCGUGUACCCUGCGGCUGGUGCCGUUGGGCCUGAGAUGGGACUUGUGCCGUGGUUGCGUCCUGCGGCUGCGUUGGCGGAGAAGUUGCGGGUGCCCUUGCCGUUGCCAGCAGUGGUUUUUGUGGUGAAUGUUGUGACGUCGAUGGUGCCUCAGGCCAGGUUGGGGAAGAGGUGGUAUUUGGGACGCUUUGGGAAGGACAAGGUUGCUGGGAGGGGGGCGGUGGUGCCUUUUUUGGGGUGGUUGUCAGUUUAG
This is a messenger RNA of Aspergillus oryzae RIB40, 1062 nucleotides long. RefSeq names its product 3-oxo-5-alpha-steroid 4-dehydrogenase family protein. The coding region runs from base 1 to 1062 and encodes 353 amino acids. The transcript is spliced from 2 exons. Lineage: Eukaryota; Fungi; Ascomycota; Eurotiomycetes; Eurotiales; Aspergillaceae. The record is from RefSeq and is a predicted model, not a curated record. Gene Ontology annotation, biological process: lipid metabolic process. Gene Ontology annotation, molecular function: oxidoreductase activity, acting on the CH-CH group of donors.